Molecule: messenger RNA, 2173 nt
Organism: Octopus sinensis (East Asian common octopus)
Lineage: Eukaryota; Metazoa; Mollusca; Cephalopoda; Octopoda; Octopodidae
Product: zinc finger protein 182
Exons: 4
Coding region: 313-1785 (490 amino acids)
Biological process (GO): regulation of transcription by RNA polymerase II
Cellular component (GO): nucleus
Molecular function (GO): RNA polymerase II cis-regulatory region sequence-specific DNA binding; DNA-binding transcription factor activity, RNA polymerase II-specific
Source: RefSeq, a predicted model, not a curated record
ACGAGUCUGCCAAAAGAAUUACUUCUAACAGUGAAAAAGCGCAUUCUUCUGUUGAGCAUAGAAGGGAGGUAACUACUGAAUGCUAGAACCGAAAAUGAAAAAUCAAAAAAGUCAAGAAACUGGGAAGAACACCUUAACAAACAUAAACAAAUUAAAGUAAGAUGGCCGUUUCAUGUUGAUCUUGUCUGGAAUGUGACCAGAGUUGCGUUUAUUUAUGAUUUUCCUGGAAUAGGAAGUUGAGAGUUUAAGAAGUGAAUUGUUUUAAAGGUUCAUAAGAAUUACUUUAUAUAUCUGGGCACCUCAUAACACAAAAUGAAGAAGCCUACCUGUGACCUUUGUGGAAAGAUGUUCUCUCGCCGAGACAACAUGGAGAGACAUCGCAUUCGUCAUCUGCGCCGUGAAGUCUUCAAAUGUGAAACAUGCGGCAGAGAUUUUAGUCAGAAAUCCUAUCUGAAGUUGCAUCGCCGUCUUCAUACAGGAGAAAAACCUUUUGGGUGUAAUCUGUGUGGCCGUGCUUUCUCUCGCAAUGAUCAUUUAGUGAUUCACAUCAGAGGACAUCAAGGAAUUAAAAUGUUCAACUGCCAGAUCUGUCACAAAUCCUAUGCUCAUAGGUCUUACUUAACUGUUCACCAACGUAUCCACACCAAUACUCGUCCAUAUAAAUGUCAUGUAUGUGGGUGUGCCUUCUACCGUGGAGACCAUCUUUUUCGACAUUGUAGCAAGCAACAUGGUGAGUCAAAACUAAUUUCUACUCCAGCAGCAGUUACUCUUAGAACUUUAGAAAUCACUGAUGCUAAUCAAAACCAAAUCAAUACAGAUACCAGUAUUGUGGAACCUACAGUUCAGCAACAACUGCCAUCGUCUGUGAGACAGGUGCAAAUUGUUAGUGUACAAUCAACAAGUGAACUUGAAAUAGCUGAAAUCCAACAAGUAUUUAAAAGCACCGACAUUACAAGCAACAAUAAUAAUAAUAGCAUUAUCACUAAUUCAGAAGGACAGUUAUUAACUACUGUUACUAGUGUGGAUGAUAAAGCUACUUUUCAUCCCUGCAGUAUUAUUCACCCCAACCAAUGUGUGUCUUCAGAUCAAGACCAAAUUUCUAGUGAGUCAACUCAACAGACAGAAGUGUAUCAAUCUACCAAUACUGUUGCAAACACUAGUGUGAAAACAGUUGUGCCUUAUCAGUGUGAUAUAUGUUCAAAGAACUUUUCUCGACGAGAUAAUCUGGAGCGUCAUAAGUCAACCCAUUUCAAUGAGAAACUCUACAGCUGUGAUAUAUGUCAAAAGAGUUUUUCACGCAAGUCUUAUCUCAGAGUUCAUCAUCGCAUCCAUACAGGUGAGAAACCGUUUGUCUGUGACAGGUGUGGUUUUGCUUUCUCACGGAAAGACCACUUAUUAAAACAUAAGAAAAAUAAUCAAGGAGAACGUAAGCUGAGCUGUGUUCCUCCCAAGCAACUUGUUGAUCUGAAGGACGAUAUUAUCACACCUGACGGAAACUGUCAACAGGUAGCAGUUGUGAUUUCAGCAGAUCCAUCUGGUUUGAUUGAAAGUGAUGGCACCAAUAUGGUCAUAACCCACGCUACGAUGGAUCCCAAUGAUGAAACUAAAACAGUAACUAUGUAUCAGACUACUUCGGCAGCUCAAUCAAAUGAUGCCUCCCACCAAAUAUACCCUGUGAUACCUGUUUUCCCUACUACCAUUGAAAUUUCUCCAACUACAGCUCAGAUUUUCCCAAACAUACAGAUGUACCCAGCUACCACCCAGUGUCUAAUUAAUAAAACCUAACUCUUAGCUAAAGUCAUUCUUAGUUUAACAACUCUUUAUUUCUGUAAAUUGGCUCAUGUAAAUGGAUGUGGUAGUUGCUUACAUAUUUUUAAAAAAAUAUUUUCAGUUCUUCAUCCCUUUAUUUCUUUCAUAGAAAAAAAAUCCUUUAAAUUUUGGUUAUAAAUAUAUUUUAUUUGUGUCAGACAACACCCAGACUACAGAAAAUGACGAAAUGACAUUAUUAAAAACGGUUAUCUUCAUGGCUAAAUCUACCACUGUAACAUUUAUAAACUAUGUGCACAAUAUAUAUAUAUAUAUAUAUAUAUUAUAUAUAUAUAUGAAAUGCGUAUACAUGUAUACAAAAUAUUUUUGUUGUUCACGUAUUAAGUUUCAUAAAUUGAAUUAAAAA